GAAAAGGCAAAUGGCCGCCGUGGGGCUCGAAAGCGUUAACGAGUUCCUGGUAGUGUCUUUUGAGUGCGCGACUUUCGGUUCGGUAUGUAAGAGAAACGCGAUAAUCUCCUCGAGAAAGAGAAGUGGAUUAGAUUCGGGUGUGGCGUGAUGUAAGGGCACGUGGGUUCAUGUCCUUGGUCCAUUGGUGUUGCCGUGGUAGGCGAUGAGCCUCAAGAAGUGCACUACGGUGAUGAAAUCAGUGUCAGAAGGAGAGCUGGGCGUGGAAGAGGUUAAACCUUUGAAGGAAAUUAUAAGUAUAGCGAAAACGGCGGUUACAGGGUCCACCAACUUCACUACGACUACGACGACAAACAUUCAGGAUUGCCCUAAGCUUAAGCGUACCUUUACCUUACCGAAAAAUCCUUUUCAAAGUGCUACAACGAGAAUGUCACGUCGGCGUCCUAAGCAUCGUGACUCAAAGGAGUCUACUAGAAAUAAUGCACAGGCUGUCGAACAGAACCUCAGUCAGGAUACACAAGGGAACCAGGGUACUGGUAGAUUGAAUACAAAUGGCUAUCAAGACAGGACUGCUAAUAAAAAAGUGUUUAGAAGACCAUCCUGGAAGAAGUUUAUCAAUAAAAUGGUACAGCACAUGUCUAGCGUUGGAGUGCAAAAUCAUAAGACAGUCAGGGAUGAUCAUCUGGGAUCUAGUGCAAAUGAUAUUAGAGUACCUCCACCUAGACCUGCUCAUAUCCCACCAGAUAGAGUCCCAGGUGUUAUUGGAUUAAGAAAUCAUGGCAACACAUGUUUCAUGAAUGCUGUACUACAGUGUCUAUCACAUACAGACAUAUUAGCUGAAUAUUUUGUACUGGAUCAGUACAAGGUGGACCUUUCCAGGAGGAACAAGCUCAACUCCAAGAAGUAUGGUACCAAAGGAGAGAUUACAGAACAGCUUGCACUGUUACUCAAGGCAAUUUGGAGCUGUCAAUAUGAUCCUGAGAUGAGCACAGCAUUCAAGAGUGUCGUAGACAAAUACGGUAGUCAGUAUAGAGGCAAUCUACAACAUGAUGCACAGGAGUUUCUACUGUGGCUUUUGGAUAAGGUGCACGAGGACCUUAAUCAGGCAACGAAGAAAAAAUAUAAAAUUAUUAAGAACUCAUUUGGCAGACCUGAUGACAUCGUCGCCGCGGAGACCCUGGCUAAUCACGUCAGGUGCAACAAUUCCUUUGUCCACGCGGUCUUCCAGGCGCAGUUCAGAUCAAGCUUGACCUGCCCCAGAUGUCACAGACAAUCGAAUACCUUCGAUCCCUUCCUGUGUGUCUCCGUACCGGUACCGCAGCAUCAUAGACAGAUCAAUCUAUUUGUAAACGUUCUGUACACGUCGCAGCAGCCACGUCAGGUGAGGAUUGGCGUGAGCGUCAAUCAGGCCGCCAACGUGAAGGAACUCCGCGAGAUCCUAGCCAGUGACACCGGUAUCGAGGAAAAUCACAUGCUCCUUACUGAAGUUCAUGACGAAGGUUUUCACAGAACCUUCUCCGACUGCCAGCCUCUCUCGGUUAUUACUGAAAACGAUCCUCUUUACUGCAUAGAACUGCCACAACUCAAAGAACCCACCGAGCAAGCCUACAUACUUCUCGUAUGGAUUAAUGUCCUGGUUAAGGGCGAACUCAGGGAACGCUUUGGUAGUCCUUACACGAUGCAGGUGUCGCGUGAAACCUCCUACGAGGAUCUACAGAAGCUCUUACUAAAGGAAAUGCACACGACUCUUGCGGAUGACGUCUUGACCUCAAGUCAGAGUCCUGGAUUGUUCAUUAUUCGCGUAGCUGAUCCUGCAGCGACUCCUGCUCAGGAUGAGCAUCCAUGCAUCGAUCCCUGCGUUGAGCAUCCUCUGUACACUGAACAGAUAGAGCAAGCUCUGGCACUCUGUGCUGAUGAUUCCGGGCCGCAACACGUUAAGCUUAUCCUGGAAUGGGACGAAGCCACCAAGGCUAGUAUCAUCCAGGAUGACAGCGAUCAAAUAGAGGAACACGCAAGUGUCAAACAGCUUAAAACGAAUUCUGAACUGAGCGGAUCCGUCACCCUGGAAGAGUGUUUUGAUCUUUACACCAGAGCGGAGAUCCUUGGCGCUGAGGACGCCUGGCACUGUCCUUACUGUAACAGGAAACAGGAAGUUGUCAAGAAGCUUGGACUCUGGUCACUUCCGGAUAUUCUUGUUAUCCACCUUAAGAGAUUCCGGCAGCAGUCCAAACAGAGAUCCACGUCAAAACUCACCACCCUGGUGGACUUUCCGCUCUAUGGAUUUGAUAUGACACCACACCUGGCGCACAGUAGUGUACAAACGCACAACAACAUGGCUACUUUAGGUGGGUUAGGGUGGUCACCCUGGAAGAAACCGCGACCACGCCAGCAGAAUAUACCGAAAUACGAUGAGAACGUUUACGACCUGUACGCCAUAUGCAAUCAUCAUGGACAAGAUCUCCAGGGUGGACAUUAUACUGCAUUCUGUAGAAAUCCUUACGACACCCAAUGGUAUUGCUUCGAUGAUACUCGUGUAGAAGCCGUCACGGACACUAAUCUUAUUACAAACGCGGCUUAUAUGCUCUUCUAUCAACGCAGAGGACUGACAAAUAACUCCACCGGAAAUUCAUCAGCGGCGUCAACGAGUUCUGCGGGUUCCGGAUUGGAUCACUGGGUCUCGAGGAUGCCACCGUUUUAUUUCAAUAAUAAAAACAACAUUAACGCGACCAACAACAAACAGAGCAAGUCUCAAGAGGUUCUAUGCCAGGACAAGAUCGUCGAGGAGAAGAAUCUUAAUAACUUCAAUCGUGGAUGCCGCAACUACGCUACGCUUCAGCCUAACAAGAGGAACGUAGCCACGGAAACGGAAACUGGAGAAAUAGAUCAUUACUCCGACGACGAGGCGCCAUCUCGAAGAGAAUGGGCAUCACCAAAACCCGUGAGGAAGACAUCAUCCAUCACCCUGACACCACAUCAACCACCAGCAAUCAUUCACAAUUCAAGUAGUGAUCCCGACACUGCCGUAAUCCACGAGUCGACAUUGUAACACACAAUUUAAGCCGGAUUGAAAAUCCGGCUUGAGCACCAGAUCCUUUAUAUUAGAGUGCCUCCGACAAAGAUCCUGAACAUCCUGGCCGUUAAUCGAGAAAACAAUCUCCACCGUUAGCUAUACCGAUUCUCAAGAGAGAAAAAAAGUGAAACUGUAAGGUUAGUCUUCUCGGGCACCAGGAUGCAGUUCAGGAUGUUAAAAGUCGACGAGAACAAUAAUGGGUCUCAAAGAACAAUGCGUUUUCGUUUCGCAGAUCAGAAUUUACAAGCGUUUUUGAAAAAAAGGCAAAGAUCGUGAGGUGCCUGUCAUUUUAAAACUAAACCUCGGUGACAUAACCUCAAAAGCUAGCGACUUCUUCGUACUUGUGUAUAUUCCUGUUUCUACAGUGAUCGUACUCGUAAGACUCCCACAGGAAUAAAGGAAGCAGGAGAGUUCACUCAUAUCUCCUACCAUUUAGUUAGGAGUUACACGGUUUUGUUACGAGCCAAUUAAUUGCAGAUGACGUGUUGUCCAAGCGAGAUGAAGACGUCGGUUUCACUCAUUCAGUUAAAACGAAAAACGGGAUAUUAUGUUAAUCAUGCGAAUCUCAUUAUUAGUGAAAAUUAUAUUAAAAUCGCUGCUUAAAUCGUCAAUCUGCGCUUGAUUGGCUCGGCGUAACGAACAUUUGUAGAUGUAAUAUUUAUAUCGUAUUUGUAUCACCCACUAGUGGCCUUAUCUCAAUAAUUAAUACUGAUACAUCAAUAUUCAUCCUGAUACAAUGUCGUAUGUAUACUAAUUAACUUGGAGCAUUUUAAUACAGUGUACCAUUUAUUCGGGAUAUUGCCGAUGUGUUUGAAUAGUGCAUGUGCGAUGCGUGAGAAUAGUCACUGUUUUUUUUCAGUGACUUACAGAGAUGCUUUAACUGCAUAUGUCAUUAGAUCUGUACUCAUAAACUCUUUUCGUAACUUUUCGGUUCCAAGGGAGAGAAAGUAACAAAAGACUUUGCAGAUAAUAGAUAAUCCCACUAUAUACUUCCAUGUAAGAAAAAUUAAUAGUAUUGUUCGUCCGUUCUUCCACUUUUUAAAACGAGACAAAAAUCACCAUCAUCAUCUUAGAUUCUUCGUCGAUUUUCAUUUUUUCAUUAGCUUCGGCCACUUUGUCGACAUGACUAUUCUCACGUGAUUACAAUGAAUGGCUCAGUGAUUGAAUCUUUUAAUGAAUUUUCUUUUUCAUAUUAUAUUGCGUAGCAUAUUAUAUUCUCCCAGUUUUAAAUUGAAUCAUUCCAGACGGGCGGGAAUAGCGAGAGAGAGAGAGAGAGAGAGCUUGUGAAGUUUAAAAAAUAAAAUGGAGCGCGAACGUGACGAAAGAAAGACGCGUGAUGAGAGUAUGAUAGAGAUUUAUAUAUAUAUUAUAUUUACGUAUGACGAGGGCGAGCAAGAGAAUAUUUAAGUUAUUUUAAAAGUAACAUUUAUUACUAGUCACACACAUCGUGGACAGGGAGACUUUGAAAAAACAGCCAGCAAGUGAAAAGAAAACGAGAAAGAAAAAUUAAAUUACAUUAGAGUACGAAGGUAAUGGGAAUGAAGAAUAGGAAAAUGUAUACCGAUAUAUGAGAGUGAAAGAUAGAAAAGAGGAUAAACGUGAGAAAAACCAGGCCAAUUCACUACCUACCAUCUAACCAUAAUUGAAUUCUUUAUUAUAGCUGAUCUACCUGCGCUAAUCGACUGAAGGAUAUCAUUGAUUAUUAUUAACAUUACUAUUAGUUCACCCUGCUAUCGUUUUGUUGAAUAAAUAGAGGAUGUAUAUAGAA
This is a messenger RNA of Cephus cinctus (wheat stem sawfly), 4835 nucleotides long. RefSeq names its product ubiquitin carboxyl-terminal hydrolase 31 (gene Usp15-31). The transcript has 4 exons. The record is from RefSeq and is a predicted model, not a curated record. The coding region runs from base 203 to 3043 and encodes 946 amino acids. Gene Ontology annotation, biological process: protein deubiquitination. Gene Ontology annotation, molecular function: cysteine-type deubiquitinase activity. Lineage: Eukaryota; Metazoa; Arthropoda; Insecta; Hymenoptera; Cephidae.